Molecule: messenger RNA, 5900 nt
Organism: Nerophis ophidion (straightnose pipefish)
Lineage: Eukaryota; Metazoa; Chordata; Actinopteri; Syngnathiformes; Syngnathidae
Product: myosin-4-like
Exons: 38
Coding region: 99-5900 (1933 amino acids)
Cellular component (GO): myosin complex
Molecular function (GO): actin filament binding; cytoskeletal motor activity; ATP binding
Source: RefSeq, a predicted model, not a curated record
GUGAUGUUGGUGAUCUCACCUUCAUCUUCACGCUGACUUCCUGUUGUUCAGGUUCAGACGCUCUUCUCAGCUUGUCUCUUACCUCUCAGCAGGAGACCAUGAGCACCGAUGGCGAGAUGGCGAUCUUCGGGCCGGCCGCCCAGUACCUGCGCAAAUCCGAGCGGGAGAGGAUAGAGGCGCAGUCCCUCCCCUUUGACAGCAAAACGGCUUGCUUUGUCUGUGAGGACAAGGAGCUGUACGUCAAGGCCACCGUGCAGGACAAGGCGGACGACAAAGUCACAGUCAAGACGGAGGACGAAAAAACGUUGAUUGUGAAGGAGGACCAAGUUUUUCCCAUGAACCCGCCAAAGUUUGACAAAAUCGAGGACAUGGUCAUGAUGACGCACCUUCACGAGCCCGCCGUUCUCUUCAACCUGAAGGAGCGCUAUGCUGCCUGGAUGAUCUAUACGUACUCUGGUCUCUUCUGCGUAACGGUCAAUCCCUACAAAUGGCUGCCGGUCUACAACCCUGAGGUGGUCCAGGCCUACCGAGGCAAGAAAAGGAUGGAGGUUCCUCCUCACAUCUUUGCGCUGUCAGAUAACGCCUACCAGUUGAUGCUGACGGAUCGUGUGAAUCAGUCCAUCCUCAUCACUGGAGAGUCUGGCGCAGGAAAGACGGUCAACACCAAGCGGGUCAUUCAGUACUUUGCUACCAUCGCCAUGUCCGCGGAUAAGAAGAAAGAGAACAAUAGUAAAAUGAAGGGAACACUGGAGGACCAGAUCAUCCAGGCCAACCCCCUGCUGGAAGCUUUUGGGAAUGCCAAAACCGUGAGGAAUGACAAUUCUUCUCGCUUCGGUAAAUUUAUACGCAUUCACUUUGGCGCCACCGGCAAACUGGCGUCUGCAGAUAUCGAAACAUAUCUGCUGGAGAAGUCCAGAGUGUCGUUCCAGCUGGCAGCCGAGAGAAGCUAUCACAUCUUCUAUCAACUAACCUGCAACAAGAAGCCAGAACUCAUCGACCUGCUCCUCAUCAGCACCAACCCUUAUGACUUCGCUUUCAUCAGCCAGGGCGAGAUCUGCGUCAAAAGCAUUGAUGACGCAGAGGAGCUAAUGGCGACUGACGAGGCCUUCGACAUUUUGGGCUUCACUUCGGAAGAAAAAAUGUCCGUCUACAAGCUGACUGGUGCCGUAAUGCAUUAUGGGAACAUGAAGUUCAAGCAGAAACAGCGAGAGGAGCAGGCGGAGCCAGACGGCACUGAGGAGGCUGACAAAGCAGCUUAUCUGAUGGGUCUUAACUCUGCUGACCUGCUGAAGAACCUCUGCUACCCCCGCGUGAAGGUGGGCAACGAGUACGUGACCAAAGGACAAAAUGUGCAACAGGUGUACAACGCCAUUGGAGCUCUGGCUAAAUCCGUGUAUGAAAAGAUGUUUUUGUGGAUGGUGCAGCGCAUUAACCAGCAGCUGGACACCAAGCAGCCCAGGCAGCACUUCAUUGGCGUUCUCGACAUUGCUGGUUUUGAAAUAUUCGACUACAACAGCAUGGAGCAGUUGUGCAUAAACUUCACCAACGAGAAACUGCAGCAGUUCUUCAACCACCACAUGUUUGUGCUGGAGCAAGAAGAGUAUAAGAAGGAAGGCAUUGAAUGGGAGUUCAUUGACUUUGGCAUGGACUUGGCAGCCUGCAUCGAGCUCAUUGAGAAGCCAAUGGGCAUCUUUUCCAUCCUGGAGGAAGAGUGCAUGUUUCCAAAAUCAACUGACACCUCCUUCAAGAACAAACUUUAUGACCAACAUCUGGGCAAGAACAGCUGCUUCUUGAAGCCCAAAGUGGUCAAGGGCAAGCCUGAGGCUCACUUCUCCCUGAUGCACUACGCCGGCACCGUGGACUACAACAUCUGCGGCUGGCUGGAGAAAAACAAGGACCCCUUAAACGAUUCUGUAGUGCAACUGUACCAGAAGUCGUCAGUCAAAAUACUCUCGAUAAUUUACGUCUGCUUCUCUACCUCCGACGAUGCCCCUGCUGGAGGAGCCAAGAAAGGGUCGAAGAAGAAGGGAGCAUCUUUUCAAACAGUGUCAGCACUGUUCAGGGAAAACCUCGGGAAGCUCAUGACCAACCUGAGGACCACUCAUCCACACUUUGUCAGAUGCCUCAUUCCAAAUGAGACAAAAACUCCGGGCAUUAUGGAAAACCACCUGGUCAUCCACCAGCUGCGCUGCAACGGUGUGCUUGAAGGCAUUCGCAUCUGCAGGAAAGGAUUUCCCAGCAGGAUUCUGUAUGGAGACUUCAAGCAGAGAUACAGGAUUUUAAAUGCGAGCGCAGUUCCAGAAGGACAGUUCAUGGACAACAAGAAGGCUGCAGAAAAACUUCUGGGCUCCAUCGAUGUGGACCACACACAGUACAAGUUUGGACACACUAAGGUGUUUUUUAAAGCCGGCCUGCUGGGUGCUCUGGAGGAAAUGAGAGAUGAGCGCUUGGCUCAGGUUGUGAUGUCCACUCAGGCGCUGUGUCGAGGGUACCUGAUCCGGCUGGAAUACCAGAAGAUGAUGGCCAGGAAGGAAGCCAUCUACACCAUCCAGUACAACUUCCGUUCCUUUAUGAACGUCAAACACUGGCCGUGGAUGAAGCUGUACUUUAAGCUUAAACCUCUGCUGAAGAGCGCUGAGGCUGAGAAGGAAAUGGUCCAAAUGAAGGUGGACUACACAAAGCUCAAAGAAGAUUUGGCCAAGUCAGAAAACCGGCGGAGAGAAAUGGAGGAGAAAAUGGUCUCCGUUGUACAGGAAAGGAACGACCUUCUCCUCCAAGUCCAGGCGGAGGCAGACAACCUGCUGGAUGCUGAGGAGCGAUGUGAGGGACUAAUCAAGAGCAAGAUCCAACUAGAAGCCAAGUUAAACGAAGUAAUGGAGAGACUAGAGGAUGAAGAGGAGUUGAAUGCCGAGCUGACGGCCAAGAAGCGAAAGCUGGAAGAUGAGUCCUCUGAGCUAAAGAGGGACAUUGAUGACCUAGAACUGACCUUGGCCAAAGUUGAAAAGGAGAAGCACGCCCUGGAAAAUAAGGUGAAAAACCUGACGGACGAGAUCAUGAGUCAGGAUGACAGCCUCAGCAAACUGUCCAAAGAGAAAAAGGCUCUACAGGAAGCCCAUCAGCAGACCUUGGAUGACUUGCAGUCCGAGGAGGAGAAAGUCAACAUCCUCAGCAAAGCCAAAGCUAAACUAGAGCAGCAGGUUGACGAGCUGGAGGGUUCGCUAGAGCACGAAAAGAAGAUCCGGAUGGAGCAGGAGAGAGCUAAGAGAAAGUUGGAAGGUGAUCUGAAACUUUCCCUUGAGUCCAUCAUGGAUCUGGAAAAUGAGAAGCAACAGCUGGACGAGAAGCUUAAAAAGAAAGACUUUGAGGCCUCGCAGCUGCAGACCAAAGUUGAGGAUGAACAAGCUCUCAGUUCACAGCUCCAGAAGAAAAGCAAAGAGAUCCAAGCCCGAACUGAAGAACUAGAGGAGGAAAUGGAGGCUGAGCGUGCCGCUCGAGCCAAAGUAGAGAAGCAGAGGUCGGAUUUGUCUCGAGAGCUGGAAGACAUCACAGAGAGGCUGGAGGAGGCGGGAGCUUCUACUGCAGCUCAGGUUGAGUUGACCAAGAAGCAGGAGGCCGAGUUCCUCAAACUGCGCAGAGAGCUGGAGGAGCGUUCACUGCAGUACGAGUCCACGUCGGCCGCCCUGCGCAAGAAGCACGCCGACAGUGUGGCAGAGCUGGGGGAGCAGCUGGACAACGUCCAGAGGGUCCGGCAGAAACUAGACAAGGAGAAGAGUGAGCUGAGGCUGGAGAUUGACGACCUGUCCAGCAAUUUGGAAUGUGUUGCAAAAGCCAAAAUUCAUUCAGAGAAGAUGUGCCGCUCUCUAGAAGAUCAACUGAGUGAGGUUAAAGCCAAAGAGGACGAGCAGCAGAGAUUAAUAAACGACCUUUCUAGUCAAAACACUCGGCUGCAGACCGAAAAUGUUGAAAUAUCUCGCCAACUGGAGGAGAAAGACACUCUCCUCUCUCAGCUCACUAGGGGAAAACAAGGCUUCCUACAGCAGAUCGAGGAGCUUAAAAGGUUUCACGAGGAGGAGAUCAAGGCAAAAAGUGCGCUGGCCCACGCCUUGCAAUCCAGCCAACAUGACUGUGAGCUUCUGAGAGAACAGUAUGAGGAGGAGCAGGAGGCCAAAGCCGAGCUCCAUCGCUGCCUUUCCAAGGCCAACAGCGACGUGGCCCAGUGGAGAACUAAAUACGAGACGGAUGCCAUCCAGCGUAACGAGGAGCUUGAGGAAGCCAAAAAAAAGCUGGCUCUGCGUUUGCAGGAAGCAGAAGAAGCUGUGGAAGCAGUCAACUCCAAGUGCUCGUCUCUAGAGAAGACAAAGCAGAGGCUGCAGGGAGAGGUGGAGGACUUAAUGAUGGAGGUCGAGAAAUCCAACGCCGUUUCCGCCACUUUGGACAAGAGGCAGAGAAAUUUUGAUAAGGUUAUAGCUGAGUGGAAGCAGAAGUAUGAAGAGGGUCAGGUAGAGCUGGAGUCAGCUCUUAAAGAAGGGAGGUCUUUGGGCACUGAGAACUUCAAGAUGAAGAAUACCUUCGAAGAAUGUCUGGAACAACUGGAGACGCUCAAGCGGGAAAAUAAGAACUUACACCAGGAGAUUGUGGAUCUCAGUGAGCAGCUAGGAGAAAUGGGAAAAAACAUCCAUGAGUUGGAGAAAUCUAAGAAGCUGGCUGAACAGGAAAAGCUGGAGGCCCAGACAUCUCUUGAGGAAGCUGAGGCCUCUCUUGAACAUGAGGAGUCCAAGAUCCUGCGAGUCCAGCUGGAGCUCAACCAGGUGAAGAGUGAAGUGGAUAAGAAGAUAGCUGAGAAGGAUGAAGAGUUCGAGCAAAUUAAGAGAAACAGCCAGCGGGUCGUUGACACCAUCCAAAGCAACCUGGAUGCCGAGGUGAGGAGCAGGAAUGAUGCGCUGAGAGUCAAGAAGAAGAUGGAGGGAGACCUGAACGAAAUGGAGAUGCAGCUAAGCCAUGCCAACAGACAGGCGGGCGAGGCCCAGAAACAGCUCAGGAAUGUUCAAGUUCAACUUAAGGAGGUCCGGAUCCAUCUCGCCGACGUGCUGAGAAGCAACGACGACAUGAAGGAGCAGGUCGCCAUAGCGGAGCGCAGGAGCAACCUACUACUGGCGGAAAUGGAGGAAGUCAGAGCCGCUCUUGAACAAACAGAGAGGAGUCGCAAACUGGCCGAGCAGGAGCUGCUGGACGCCUGCGAGAGGGUUCAGCUUCUCCACUCGCAGAAUACCAGUUUGCUCAACAGUCGCAAGAAGUUGGAGGCAGACUUGUCUCAGAUUCAAGGAGAAAUGGAAGACAGUGUCCAAACAGCCCGGAACGCAGAGGAGAAAGCCAAGAAGGCGAUCACUGACGCCGCCAUGAUGUGUGAGGAACUGAAGAAGGAGCAGGACACCAGCGCUCACCUGGAGAGGAUGAAGAAGAACCUGGAGACCACCGUCAAAGACCUACAGCAGCGUCUGGAUGAGGCAGAGAGCCUCGCAAUGAAGGGCGGCAAGAAGCAGCUCCAAAAACUAGAAGCGAGGGUGCGGGAGCUGGAAAAUGAGCUGGAGACGGAGCAAAGACAUGGUUCUGAUGCCGUCAAAGGGUCACGCAAGCUCGAGCGCAAGAUUAAGGAACUGACUUAUCAGUCAGACGAGGACAAAAAGACGGCCAUGAGGCUGCAGGAGCUGGUGGACAAACUCCAGUUGAAGGUGAAAGUGUACAAACGGCAAGCUGAAGAAGCUGAAGAACAGGCCAACGUGCACCUGACCAAACUGAGGAAGGUGCAACAUGAGCUGGAAGAGGCAGAGGAACGAGCAGACAUUGCCGAGUCUCAGGUCAACAAGAUGAAAGUCAAGAAUCGCGACAUGGCCAAGGUCUGA